This is a messenger RNA of Aspergillus calidoustus, 1227 nucleotides long. The record is from the annotation of a GenBank genome assembly. NCBI's taxonomy places the organism in Eukaryota, Fungi, Ascomycota, Eurotiomycetes, Eurotiales, Aspergillaceae.
AUGCUGACGCAGACGAGGUACUUCCCAUACUCCCGCCAAUCCAAAAAGAAAAGCCACCGCGGAUCUAUCACCGCGCGUAUGCUGGCAAACCUCCUGACAGUUGCCGGGGUCGAUCAUGUGAUAACAUUGGAUCUCCAUGCGUCCCAAAUGCAAGGCUUCUUCGCGAAGCCCGUCGAUAACCUCUUCGCUGAGCCUUUCAUUGCACGCUGGAUCCGUAACAAUGUACCUGGCUGGAGGGAAGCUGUCGUCGUGAGUAAAAAUGCUGGGGGGACCAAGCGCGUCACGUCAUUGGCGGACACACUGAAGCUCAACUUUGGCAUCGUGACAACGGACAGGCGUCGCCCCAAGCCGGUCGCGACCCUGGCUGACAGCACAGUCUUUUUCGAGGCCUUGGACCAGGACAGCACGCCACUGCCUAAAGAUCAGGAUCCUUUCGUUGUCCGGACCCUCACUGAGAGCACCAACAAUUCCCAGUCAGGGGACUCACAGCCCGAGGACCCUGCCAUUUCACUUGGUGGAUUGCGCCCCGAGACCCCAACCGGUGCCCGACGACCUUCUGAGCUGGAAGCUGUAAAUGAAUACACUGAUCUUCGGGUACGAGAUGUGAUAACCGGGCGAAUCGUACAAGGCCACCUUGUUGAUGACGACUAUCCGCCGUCAGGUCCUACAUCUAUGCCCACAUCCGGAGAUGCAACGCCUGGACUACCACUCACCCAAGACAGCGGUGAUGGCGUUCCAGACUCAAUGGCAGAUUCUAUCUUUUCGACCACCUCCUCGCUCCCCGGGGACCACGCUCUCGGCGGCUCAUUCGAUGCUGCGGAAUCUUCCGACGAAGAAGAAGGAAGCAUCGGGCGAAGCGUUGAGCUGGAGAAGACCAUCACAUUAGUUGGAGACGUUCGUGAUAGAACUGUGUUCAUUGUCGAUGACAUGAUUGACAAGUCGGGCUCGUGGAUUGCGGCGGCAGAAACCGUUGUGAAGCGAGGCGGCGCCAAGAAGGUCUACUGCAUCGCUACCCACGGACUCUUUGGAGACUCAUCCCUCGAACAAAUGGAGGCUUGCGAGUCCAUCAACUACAUUGUUGUGACUAAUACUUUCCCAAUUCCUCCGCAAGUGGCAAGGAAAUCCAAGAAAUUGAUUGUCAUUGACAUCUCAAGCCUUCUUGCAGAGAGCAUCAGACGCCAUCACUAUGGUGAAAGUGUUUCUGCGCUGUUCCACCUUAAUGACUGA